AGAACCUCGUAGGUCACUGUGAUUGACAGUGCACUGCGCGUGUAUUUGUUUGGCACUUAAAAAGGCUGUCAUAUUCUGUAUUACACCCAUACAAGUGUUGAUGUAUGUGUAAAUAAAAAAUUUAAGGUCUUCAAUAAAACAACAAAAUCACUAUAAUCCUGAUUAUCUCUAAAGAUCACUUGGUAUACUAAUAGACAAUACUUUUGAUAUAAGUAUACAAAUCAAUAAUUGCGUGAAAAAUUCGCGUGCUGUUAUGACAUUAAUGUCAUAAAAUAUGACAUAAAAUAUCUGGAAUGAUGAGUAGGCGCGGGCGCCGGUGGGGAUCAGCGGCAGUCGACGGUGCGCGCUCGGUGAGACAGCCUCGACUUUUUGGCGGGAGUUCUACUUCCAACUAGUUAAAGGAAAAUGAGGGGACGCCUGCUGUUCCUGGUACUAAUGGUGGCGGUUGUGUGCACUGCCGACGCCGAGAGACACCGUCGGCGGCACCGUCGCCUGCGCACCACCACCACGGAGGCCCCGCGCCGGCCGCAGCCGCCACGAGAAGACGCUGAGGCCGAACAUCUGGAGCUGGGCAUGGCUGAGCGCAUGGACGAACGCCGCUUCCAGGAAGCAGAAAAGGCGCGAGUUAAUGAAAUACUCAAUGAAAACUCAAAUGAAGGGAACUCUGACAACGAUAUGUUUAUUGAUGACCCUUGCCUGAAAGUGCACUGUAGUGCGGGACGCGUGUGUGAAAUCGACGAACACGGAGACGCAGUCUGUAACUGUAUCAAGGAGUGCCCGUACGAGACCGACUCUCGCCGCAAGGUGUGCACUCACCACAACGAGACGUGGUCGUCGGACUGCGAGGUGUACCGGCAGCGCUGCCUGUGCCUGGACAACUCGGAGCUGUGCCGCGGGCCGCAGUACCACCACGUGCAGAUCGACUACUACGGCGCCUGCCGCGAGAUGCCCCCGUGCACGGAGAGCGAGAUGUCGGACUUCCCGCGGCGCAUGCGCGACUGGCUGUUCAACAUCAUGCGCGACAUGGCGGAGCGCCGCGAGCUGUCCGAGCACUUCCUGCGCAUGGAGCGCGAGGCCGAGUCCAACCUCACGCGCCGCUGGACCAACGCCGCCAUCUGGAAGUGGUGCGACCUGGACGCGCACGACAACGACCGGUUCGUGUCCCGCCACGAGUUGUUCCCAAUCCGGGCGCCGCUGAUGGCCCUGGAACACUGCAUCGGACCGUUCCUGGAUCUCUGCGACGAGGACAACGACCACCGCAUCACGCUCGCAGAGUGGGGCAAGUGCCUGCAGCUCGAUGAGUACGAGUUAGAAGACCGCUGCGACGAGCUUACCGAUGCAGCCUCAUAAAUUCAUCUUGUACAAAAUAUCAAAUAAUUAUGAAAUACUUAAAAAGAAUUACUAUAAAAUAACAGCUUUUGUCAUUCAUAAUAAAAUCUGAGAUUUUAGAUGUAAUUGUAUAUUGAUAAGAUAUUUUUAUUAAUUAAUAAGUUUUGUACGACGAUUUUGUAGAAUAUUCUAAGUUGUAACCAUUUAAAAAGUAAAAUGCAAUACUUUGUAAUUAAAAAUUAUUAACAUGUUUACAAUAAUGUUGGUAACAAUGUAGUAUAUAUCACUGCCAAGAGAUUCUUUUAGCGUAGUAUAUUUCAUUUACUUCUCUAAAAAUUAUAACAAUUCAUUUGGAUGGUAGUAAGUUACUAUUGAAAUGUGCAUUUAUUUUUAAUGGUAAUAAUACUGUGAUCGUACAACCAAAAACCUUCAUGUAAAUUAGUGUUUUGAAAUAAAGUGUUCAUUUUCU
Parnassius mnemosyne (clouded apollo) is the source of this 1798-nucleotide messenger RNA. The record is from the annotation of a GenBank genome assembly. Lineage: Eukaryota; Metazoa; Arthropoda; Insecta; Lepidoptera; Papilionidae.